GAAGUGAAGAGUCUCGAGUGUGGAAAACGAAACCAGUAUUAACAACAACAGUAACGACAUCAACAAUAAUAAUCGGUCGAAGUCCCAGAAUACCCUCACGGGCUUAAAUCCCCCAUUAUUGGGCGUUCUCCGACAGGGGGAAAAACCUUUCUCUAUGGUUACCGGAAGCGGAAGUACACAUUAGUGCCACCUGACCGCCAACCCGGAAGUAGUAUUCUUGAGAGGUAGCGUGUGCUGAUUCAAAGGGGUGAGCUUUUCCUACUCCUGGUUCUCAUUCUCUGCUUUGAUGGGGAAGGCGCGUCGGAGAUCCGCCCGGGGCUCGAAGGCCUCGGAGCUUCGGGAGGAGGAGGAGAAGAUGCCGGAGCCGGGGGCCGCUUUGUGUGUCACGGAGGAGGCAGAUGACUUCCACGAGCGGCGCCUGGAGGAGGCGGUUUUGGCGGCUCUGGGCAGCGAGGAAGAGGAGGAGGAGGAAGGGGAGGAGGAGGAGGUGCUGGGGCUGGAGCUCUCAGAGGAGAAUGAGAGCGAAGGAGAUGAGGAGGAGGAGGAGGAAGAAGGGGAUGGGGACGACAUGGAGAGCGACCUGGAGGAGCAGCAGAGGGGGUCCGGCCUCCCUGACGAACUCGCCUGGGGCCAGCGGAAGCAGCUCUACUACGGCAGCGACUAUGGCAAAGCGGCUGCCCACCGCCCCAAAGCUCCCAAGAAGAGCAAGGAGGAAGCCGAGGCAGAGGAGCUGGAGGAAGAGGAGGAGGCCCAGGCCAUUCGCAGGAGGCUGGCAGAGAGCCUGGGUGAGGAGGACUACGGCCUGGAUUUGGUAGAGGCCUAUGCCGGGGCGGCGGAGGCACCAAGUGAAAAGGAGUCAGGGCAGAAGAUCGCCAAAGAUUUGGAGUCUCUUUCUCGAAAAGAGCGCCUGAAGUUGCUGAGGAAGGAGUCUCCGGAGCUGCUGGAGCUGAUUCGGGACUUUGAGGCCAAGAUGAGGGAGCUCAGAGAUGAACUUGAGCCCCUGGCGAAGCUGGCAAGAGAUGGAGUCAUCCCUGAGGGCAGAGGCAGCCAGUACUUGCAGACCAAAUACCACCUCUAUCUGAACUACUGCUGCAACAUCAGUUUUUACUUAGUGCUGAAAGCCAAAAGGAUCCCAAUCCACGGCCACCCGGUCAUCGAAAGGCUCGUGACGUAUAGGAACCUGAUCAACGAUUUGGAAACGGUGGACCAAAAGCUGUCUAUGGAAAUCCGCCUGCUGCUUAAUGAGUCCCAAAAUGGGGCGGAAGGAAGGAAGAAGCCCAAGAGGAGAAAGUCUGUCGAUAAACCAAAAACCAUUUGCAAGGUUUCUGACGGCAAAGCUGAUGAAGAGCCGACGGAUGAUUCGGAGUUAGAUGAGGAGGUUGCUCUGAAUUAUUAUAAGGAGAUGGAAGAAAAAAUAAAGCAGAAGAGAAAGAGGGGACACGAAGAGGCAGAAGAUGAGGGGAAACUGAUUAUGGAAGAGGAACUACAGGGAGAAAAGAGGAGUGCGACAUACCAGAUUGUCAAGAACAAAGGCCUCACCCCCAAAAGGAAGAAGAUCGAUCGCAACCCAAGAGUUAAGCAUCGUGAGAAGUUCAGGCGAGCCAAGGUUCGUAGGAAGGGCCAGGUUCGCGAAGUACGGAGAGAAGAACAAAGAUACGGAGGCGAACUCUCUGGCAUCCGCGCUGGGAUUAAGAAAAGCAUUAAGCUUAAGUGAUUCACUUGGCGCAACUUUUUUACAGGUUGAAAACCAUGGAUGUCAGCUGAAUAAAUAUCUUUUUUUUAAAGCAA
Messenger RNA from Sceloporus undulatus (fence lizard), 1788 nucleotides. It is a transcript of the gene UTP3, whose product is annotated as UTP3 small subunit processome component. Bases 287 to 1714 code for a protein of 475 amino acids. The record is from RefSeq and is a predicted model, not a curated record. Gene Ontology annotation, biological process: maturation of SSU-rRNA from tricistronic rRNA transcript (SSU-rRNA, 5.8S rRNA, LSU-rRNA). Gene Ontology annotation, cellular component: small-subunit processome; nucleolus. The transcript has a single exon. Lineage: Eukaryota; Metazoa; Chordata; Lepidosauria; Squamata; Phrynosomatidae.